AGCCUGUUUCUUGUAUUCUUAUGCCAACAAACACUCUCAUCUCAAACACCAUAAAAGGAGGAGAGUUUCCUGGUUUUUGUCUUCCUCUACUUCCACAAACUCCAUCUUUUCUUCCUUAGUUUUCUUCCUCCAACAUCACCAAAAGUAGUGAAACAAACACUUACUAGUUAGUUUUUAAAUUAAUCAAGGGAACAUUAUUUUUCUUCCCUUUUUCUUAAUUUUGCUAUGUCAAACAUCACAAGUUGUGAUAGUGGAAGCUUCUCUACAGAGAAUAUCAGAGAUCAAGAUGGAGUUAAACAUCAUCAACAACAAAAUGAAAUACUUGGUCAAUUUCAUAGUCCACAUUCUCAUACUUCAACAACAACUACAACAAAUAAUAGCAAUGGUUCCAACACUAAUUUACAACCACCUCUUAAGAGAAAAAGGAACCUACCAGGAAAUCCAGAUCCAAGUGCUGAAGUGAUAGCUUUAUCACCAACAACACUAAUGGCUACAAACCGAUUCGUAUGUGAAAUAUGCAACAAAGGUUUUCAAAGAGAUCAAAAUCUUCAAUUGCACCGAAGAGGACACAACUUGCCAUGGAAGCUUAAGCAGAGAACAACAAAUGAAAUUAUAAAGAAGGUUUAUGUUUGUCCUGAACCUUCAUGUGUUCACCAUAACCCUGCAAGAGCACUUGGGGAUCUUACUGGUAUUAAAAAGCACUUUUGCAGAAAGCACGGUGAGAAGAAGUGGAAAUGUGAUAAGUGUUCUAAGAAAUAUGCUGUUCAAUCUGAUUGGAAAGCUCAUUCUAAAAUCUGUGGUACAAGGGAAUACAAAUGUGACUGUGGAACCAUCUUUUCAAGAAGAGACAGCUUCAUUACCCACCGAGCUUUCUGUGAUGCAUUAGCUGAAGAGAACAACAAAGCCAACGAAGGUUCAGUACAGUUAUCAAACAUGCAACACCAACAAAUUCCAAAUCUCGUUUCUUCAAUAUUACCAAUGAACCAAAACAACUCACCAAUCGUUGGAGCUUCAGAGUUCAAUCUUUCAGAUCACAAACAUCCAUUAUCAUCGCCUCACGAUCUCAUGUCAGUUCCUGUAAAGCCCUUCAACAGCAAUAUAUUCACGAGAAGUCUUUCAUCGUCAACUUCAUCUCCUUCUCUUCAACUGAGUUCAAAUAACUCACUCAACAACAUCUUGGAAGAAAACGGUUCACUCCAUUUGUCUGCAGCUGCAACCUCGCCUCACAUGUCAGCCACUGCAUUGUUACAAAAAGCAGCUCAAAUGGGUGCAACCGUGAGUAGUAAUAGUAAUGCAGGUAUGGUUAUGACUGAUAAAACAACCGUCGCUACAAACAUGAUGACGCCGCCGCCGUUAUUCGGUAUGGUGCAACAACAAGGACAUUCUUUCAUGAACCACUACAUGCAACAGCAACAACAGCAACCUCAGUACAUUAAUAAUAAUUUCAAUGGAAAUGUGAUGUUAAGUGGAGGAGGUGUUAAUGGAUCAAUGAAUGGAGUUGAUAUGUUUAAUGCUAUAUUGGAUCAAAGUAAGGCUUUAUCGAAGAUCAUUGAACAGAACAAUCAAACUCAAAGCAUGAACAAUGUUGGAGGAGGAGGAGGUGCAUCGAGUAAUAUUAUGAAUAUUGGUGGAAGUAAAGGAAGUGGUGGAGAUGUAAUGACACUGGAUUUAUUGGGGAUAGGAGGAGGGGGUGCACAUGGUAAUUUCUAUGGAGGAGGGGGUGCACAACAACAACAGCAACAAGCAGAAAGUGCUGCAGCAGCAGUAGCAGCAGAUGAGGUUUGGAGAAAUUGGUCAACCAAGAAUGGAGGAUUUGAAACCUUUUCAGCAACAAGCAACAUUUGAAAAGACCACCACCUGAUUUGGUUGGGGGAACCAAGAAAUAGUUAAUAAUAGUAAUAAUAUUCAACUUUUUUAGUUAGUGGGUUGCUUUUAUUUUUGUUUUUAUCUUUAUAGUAUUUAACUACCCACACCCCCCUUCCUUUCGACCAUGACACAUCAAAUCAUUGGUCGAUUUUGCAUUUAUGACAAGCUAGUCAGUGUAAGUGUAAUAUUGUAGACUCCUUUGGUAUGAUAAAUUUGUAUUCAAACGUUACAGUUGCAAAUCAUUAAUUAAGAAUUUUCAUUAGA
This is a messenger RNA of Lathyrus oleraceus (garden pea), 2130 nucleotides long. Its product is annotated as zinc finger protein GAI-ASSOCIATED FACTOR 1. The coding region runs from base 226 to 1845 and encodes 539 amino acids. Gene Ontology annotation, molecular function: DNA-binding transcription factor activity. The transcript is spliced from 3 exons. The record is from RefSeq and is a predicted model, not a curated record. Lineage: Eukaryota; Viridiplantae; Streptophyta; Magnoliopsida; Fabales; Fabaceae. Gene Ontology annotation, cellular component: nucleus.